AUGGAACUUUCUUCUCUUUUGGCUAUAUCGUCCAGACUUCAAAUAACCUACCCGUACACUUUGGUUAAAAUACUACGGUUCACCGUUGAACUUAACCAGCAACUACGCAACACCAGCACCGGGCAUUUGAAUGGAACUUUCUUCUCUUUUGGCUAUAUCGUCCAGACUUCAAAUAACCUACCUGUACACUUUGUUAAAAUACUACGGUUCACCGUUGAACUUAACCAGCAACUACGCAACACCAGCACCGGGCAUUUAAAUGGAACUUUCUUCUCUUUGGCUAUAUCGUCCAGACUUCAAAUAACCUACCCGUACACUUCGGUUAAAAUACUACGUUCCACCGUUGAACUUAACCAGCAACUACGCAACAGCAGCACCGGGCAUUUAAAUGGAACUUUCUUCUCUUUGGCUAUAUCGUCAAGACUUCAAAUAACCUACUCCAUACACUUCGGUUAA
Acanthosepion pharaonis is the source of this 456-nucleotide messenger RNA. NCBI's taxonomy places the organism in Eukaryota, Metazoa, Mollusca, Cephalopoda, Sepiida, Sepiidae. The record is from the annotation of a GenBank genome assembly.